Diachasmimorpha longicaudata is the source of this 1075-nucleotide messenger RNA. RefSeq lists its product as uncharacterized. The transcript is spliced from 5 exons. Lineage: Eukaryota; Metazoa; Arthropoda; Insecta; Hymenoptera; Braconidae. The record is from RefSeq and is a predicted model, not a curated record. Bases 153 to 662 code for a protein of 169 amino acids.
UCCGUUGGCACACAUGGAAAGUGCAGCAGAUGAGUAAACUAAUAAAGUAGUGCUCACAAGUCACUGGGUGUGGUUACAAGAAUUUAGGUAAAAUCCCCCAAUAUUUUUGUAAAAAACAUUAAAAAUCCGAGGAAGAAUCGAAACCUGCCAAGAUGACGAUCGUACAGUCCUGUUGGUCGCCGAUUAUAUGGACGAAUAACAUCAAAACUGGAAGUAAAGCAAUUGCUUGCUACACCGUGGCUAUCAGUGUCAUUAUGAUCACCUUUAUAUCCUAUCAAAUGCUCGGAGGUGAUUCUACACAACUUUAUAACCCUCUUUUUGAGGCAGACGUGAGAGGAUCAAUGCAGUGGGUAGGUGGAUUCCUGAUACUCUACUUUGUGGUCCUCAUAAUGUCCGCUUUGUCGAUGGUGUAUGGCAUCAACAUAGGAAUCAGGGGAUGGCUGUUACCAUGGCUUAUAUGUUGGUUCUUUGCCUUCCUAUUUCAAUUUUCCUUCGGUCUGUGGCUUCUAGGCGGCUACUAUAUCUAUCUUGAGGUCGUCGUCCCAACAAUGAUCCUUUGGUUGUGGGGUGCAUAUAAUCUGUAUUGCUGGUUGUGCGUACUUUCCGUCUACAAACUAUUCGAACAGCUCCAGUCGCCGAAUAUCGAAUUACUCUGGCCUUAAAUGAGUGCCCUAGACGUUAAACUAAUCCAUAGUUUGUAUCCUAGUUGUUAAAACUGACGACAAUGUAAAUUGCAUGAUAGAUCUAUCAUACAAAUUUUUAAUUUGAAUUCCUGUAUCGAUUGAAAUGACCGAAGACUGAAAAUGGCUUUGCAGAAGAGCCAUCCGUCCACAGUCGGUCAUUUUGGUGUUCACGGUACAAUGGAAAAGUGCAAAGGGGUAUGAGAUAUGCUCCGGAUGUGUAGUUCACUGACUUAAAAUAUUUUUGUAAUUAUAUUUUUCAUAUUUAUAGAAAUAAGACGAUAUUCAAUCGGUAAUUUUAUCGAACUAUUUAGUACAUCUAACCGUCAACAGUUUUUUAAAAAAAUGUCUUCUUCAUGUUAUUACAAUAAAGCUUACAUUGAUGAUCUGAUUGA